Pipistrellus nathusii (Nathusius's pipistrelle) is the source of this 1890-nucleotide messenger RNA. NCBI's taxonomy places the organism in Eukaryota, Metazoa, Chordata, Mammalia, Chiroptera, Vespertilionidae. The record is from the annotation of a GenBank genome assembly.
AUGGGAUGCAAGGUGCUGUUCAGCCUUGGUCAGCAGAUGCUGAGGCGGAAGGUAGUGGACUGCAGCCGCGAGGACAGCCGGCUGUCCCGCUGCCUGAACACCUUUGACCUGGUGGCACUGGGGGUGGGCAGCACACUGGGAGCCGGCGUGUACGUCCUGGCUGGAGCUGUGGCCCGUGAGAACUCUGGCCCUGCCAUUGUCAUCUCCUUCCUGAUCGCGGCGCUGGCCUCCGUGCUGGCUGGCCUUUGUUACGGCGAGUUCGGUGCUCGUGUCCCCAAGACCGGCUCGGCAUACCUCUAUAGCUACGUCACCGUCGGGGAGCUCUGGGCCUUCAUCACGGGGUGGAACCUCAUCCUUUCCUACAUCAUUGGUACUUCAAGUGUGGCAAGAGCCUGGAGUGCAACAUUUGAUGAGCUGAUUGGCAAACCCAUUGGGGAGUUCUCUCGGACACACAUGACUCUGAAUGCCCCUGGAGUGCUGGCCACAAACCCAGACAUCUUUGCUGUGAUCAUAAUUCUCAUCUUAACAGGACUUUUAACUGUUGGUGUGAAAGAGUCAGCCAUGGUCAACAAAGUAUUCACUUGUGUCAAUGUCCUGGUCCUGGGCUUCAUCGUCGUGUCAGGCUUUGUGAAAGGCUCGCUUAAAAACUGGCAGUUCACGGAGGAGUAUUUGCACAACAACUCGGGUCUCCUGUGCUCCAACAAUGAAACGAAAGCAGGGGAUCCCGGUGUUGGUGGGUUCAUGCCCUUCGGGUUCUCCGGAGUCCUGUCAGGAGCAGCGACCUGCUUCUAUGCCUUCGUGGGCUUUGACUGCAUUGCCACCACAGGUGAAGAAGUCAAGAACCCCCAGAAGGCCAUCCCCGUGGGCAUCGUCGCCUCCCUCCUGAUUUGCUUCGUCGCCUAUUUUGGGGUGUCAGCUGCCCUCACGCUCAUGAUGCCAUACUUCUGCCUGGACAAGGACAGCCCCCUGCCUGAGGCCUUCAAGCACGUGGGCUGGGAUGGCGCCAAGUAUGCGGUGGCCAUUGGCUCCCUGUGUGCUUUGUCUACGAGCCUUUUGGGUUCUAUGUUUCCCAUGCCUCGAGUUAUCUAUGCCAUGGCUGAAGAUGGACUGCUAUUUAAAUUUUUGGCCAAAAUUAACGAUAGGACCAAAACACCAAUAAUCGCCACAGUAACCUCAGGUGCCAUUGCUGCUGUGAUGGCCUUCCUCUUUGACCUGAAGGACUUGGUGGAUCUCAUGUCCAUCGGCACUCUCCUGGCUUACUCUUUAGUGGCUGCCUGUGUGUUGGUCUUACGGUAUCAGCCAGAGCAACCUAACAUGGUAUACCAGAUGGCCAGAACUACUGAUGACCUGGAUCAAGUAGACCAGAAUGAAUUGGUGAGCACCAGCGAUUCCCAAACAGGCUUUUUACCAGGAGCAGAAAAGUUUUCUUUGAAGACUAUACUUUCACCCCAAAACAUGGAGCCCUCCAAAUUCUCUGGGCUAAUUGUGAACAUUUCAACCAGCCUCAUAGCAAUUCUUAUCGUCAUCUUCUGCAUCGUGACUGUGCUUGGAAAGGAGGCUCUGAUAAACGUGGAGUGGUGGGCCAUCUUUAUGCUUAUUGUCUCUGCCAUCCUCUGCUCAGUCAUCACAGCCAUCAUCUGGAGACAGCCUGAGAGCAAGACCAAGCUCUCAUUUAAGGUGCCCUUCCUGCCAGUCCUUCCCGUCCUGAGCAUCUUCGUGAAUGUCUAUCUUAUGAUGCAGCUGGACCAAGGCACCUGGGUCCGGUUUGCGGUGUGGAUGCUGAUAGGCUUUGCCAUCUACUUUGGCUAUGGACUGUGGCACAGCGAGGAGGCAUCCCUGGUCACUAAACAAGCAAAGACUGCUGAUGGCAGUUUGGACCACUGCAAAUGA